UGACCUGGUGCUCUCUUCUCCUCCUUCACUGUACAUAUAUACCUGCACCAACCACGAACUCUCUAAUUUUCCCAAAUCCAUAAGUCUAAUUCUCUCUCUCGUUCUCUCUGAUUGAAACGCCAACUAUGGAGCAAAGGACCCUGGAACUGGAGCUGGUCUCUGCCAAGGACUUGAAAGACGUGAACUUGAUUUCCAAGAUGGACGUAUACGCCGUCGUCUCUCUCCACGGCGACACCUUCCACGGCGAGCAGAAGACCAAGACCAAGCUCGUCCGCAACUGCGGCACCCACCCCACUUUCAACUUCCCCAUGAGGUUCUUUGUCGACGACUCUCUAACCCAACAGAACCGUCUCUCUCUUGAUAUCAAGCUCGUCUGCGAGCGCAGUCUCGGCGACAAGGACAUCGGCGCCGUCCACGUCCCCGUCAAGGAGCUCUUCGACUCCGCCGACCCCAAGAACAUGAAGUUCAUCUCCUACCAGGUCCGCCGCCCCUCCGGGAGGCCCAAGGGCGAGCUCAGCUUCUCUUAUAAGUUCGGUGAAAAGGUCGCCGCCCCGGCGCCGGAGGUGGCUAAGAAGGGUGAGCCGGUGACGGCGUACCCGGUUGGAGCACCGACGUACGGGGCGUACCCACAACAGGCGACAAGUUCGUCCGGGUCGGUUUACCCGCCGCCUCAACCCGGGUAUGGAUACCCGCCACCGCCGCCCGGGGCGGGUUAUCCGGAGGCGCCGCCGCCGGGAUAUGGGUACCCACCGCCGCAACCGGGAUAUGGGUACCCGCCGCAGCAGCCCGGGUACGGAUACCCGCCGCCGCCGCCGGGGUAUGGGUACCCGCCAGUGCAGCAGGUGCAACAACCGGAGAAGAAGAAGAGCAAGUUCGGGAUGGGAUUGGGAGCUGGGUUGCUAGGAGGUGUUCUUGGUGGGAUGAUUAUUGGAGAUAUGGUCGACGGCGGUGGAUGCGGUGGCGGAGGAUGCGGUGGUGGUGGGUGUGGUGGUUUUUGAUCGAUUUUAGACUCGUUUUAUGUUUGGUCUUGUGUAGACUUGAGAGUUCUAUUUUCGGUUAAUUUGGAUAUUAUCUUGUAAUUCAUGUUAUACACAGUGUUUGGUGUUCUUGUAACAUCUUGUUCUUACUUUUAGUUUGAUUUGAUUCA
Molecule: messenger RNA, 1147 nt
Organism: Argentina anserina (silverweed cinquefoil)
Lineage: Eukaryota; Viridiplantae; Streptophyta; Magnoliopsida; Rosales; Rosaceae
Product: protein SRC2-like
Exons: 1
Coding region: 126-998 (290 amino acids)
Biological process (GO): defense response
Source: RefSeq, a predicted model, not a curated record